Stegastes partitus (bicolor damselfish) is the source of this 3021-nucleotide messenger RNA. RefSeq names its product vomeronasal 2, receptor 1 (gene vmn2r1). The record is from RefSeq and is a predicted model, not a curated record. Bases 1 to 2826 code for a protein of 941 amino acids. Gene Ontology annotation, cellular component: plasma membrane. NCBI's taxonomy places the organism in Eukaryota, Metazoa, Chordata, Actinopteri, Pomacentridae. Gene Ontology annotation, biological process: G protein-coupled receptor signaling pathway. Gene Ontology annotation, molecular function: olfactory receptor activity; G protein-coupled receptor activity. The transcript is spliced from 15 exons.
AUGCAUUUCCUCGCUGUGAUGAAAAGAUCUCUUUCAGCACAGUCCACAUGCAAGCUGAAGGCCAAGUUCAACCUGAGCGGCUACAAGGAUGUGGAAAAGAAGAAGGUCGUUAUUGGGGGGAUGUUUCCAGUUCACAAGCGUAUUGCUUCCAGUGAUGGCAACACUUCAAGGGUGCCUGUCUCCUCGGGGUGUGAGGGAUUUAACUUCCGUACCUUCCGCUGGACCCAAACAAUGCUGUUUGCCAUCAAUGAAAUUAAUAAGAAGACUGAUUUGCUGCCCAACACUGACCUGGGUUACGUCAUCUAUGACUCCUGCUUCACCAUCUCCAAGGCAGUUGAGGGCACCCUGACCUACCUGACAGGCCAAGACGAAGCUGUACCCAACUACCGAUGUGGCACUGGGGCACCACUGGCUGCUCUAGUGGGUGCAGGGGGCUCCGAUCUGUCCAUUGCCACUGCUAGGAUACUUGGACUUUACCAUUUUCCACAGGUCAGCUAUUCUUCAACUUGCUCUGCUCUGGAGAGUAAGUUCCAGUUCCCCACCUUCUUAAGGACCAUUCCCAAUGACAAGCACCAGUCUUCAGCUAUGGCCCAGGUGGUGCUACAUUUUGGCUGGACCUGGGUGGGUACCAUCGCUGCUGACGAUGAUUAUGGCAAGUACGGCAUCAAGGACUUCAAGGAGCAGGUGGAGGAAGCUGGAGUCUGCAUCUCCUUCUCUGAGACCCUGCCCAAGGUGAGUUCACCAGAGGCCAUCCAGCAUAUUGUCCAAACUGUGGUUGAGUCCACAGCCAAGAUCAUCGUGGUCUUCUCAUCGGACGUGGACCUCAGUCCUCUCAUCGCUGAGCUGCUCCAACACAAUGUGACCAACCGCACCUGGAUAGCCAGUGAGGCCUGGAUCACCUCCGCUCUCAUCAACCAGCCUGGGGUGGGCUCAGUCCUGGCUGGCACUCUGGGUUUUGGGGUGAAGAGGGCCGAUAUCCCUGGUCUUCAGCACCAUCUACUGGAUCUGGACCCCUAUGCCGACUCACUCACAGAGGAAUUCUGGGAGACGGUGUUUAACUGUACGUUGGAUUAUGGCAAAGCACUGAGACUAGCCAAACAGAGGGCCAAAGAGGGAAACAGCACACUAUCCAGAGCAGUGAGGGGGGUACCUGAUGGUCUGUGUACUGGGAGUGAGUCUGUGGCACAACUCAGUAACACCUACUCUGACGUCUCCCAGCUACGAAUCACCUACAGUGUGUACAAAGCAGUGUAUGCUGUGGCCCACGCCUUGCACAACCUGGAGCACUGUGAACACGGAAAAGGGCCGUUCAUUGGGAACAGUUGUGCUGACAUCACUAACUUUGAGCCAUGGCAGCUGAUGUACUACCUGAAGAAUGUGCGUUUCAAAGUGCCGAACACAGAGGAGGAGAUCUACUUUGAAGAGGGGGACGUAGAGGGCUUAUAUGACAUCAUUAACUGGCAGGUCAAUAGUAAUGGGGAGGUAUCUUAUGUCACUGUUGGGAGCUACAAUGGCUCGGCAGCCCUGGAGGACAGAAUCCACAUAAUGAAUGACUCCAUUGUGUGGAACAAUGAGGUGUUGGAGCCUCCUCGGUCAGUGUGCAGUGAGAACUGCCAGCCGGGCACCAGGAAGGGGAUCCGGCAGGGGGAGCCAGUCUGCUGCUUCGACUGUAUCCCAUGUGCUGAUGGAGAGAUCAGCAACAUGACCAAUGCUCGUGAAUGUAUCCUCUGCAGUGGAGACUACUGGUCCAAUGAAGCUCAUGACACCUGUGUACCAAAAAUUAUUGAGUUCCUGGCCUUUGGAGAACCACUGGGAAUCACUCUCAUUGUCAUCUCUGCCUUUGGAGCUUUAGUCACCAUUGCUGUUGGGGUGGUGUUUGUUAUGCACAUUGGCAGCCCUCUGGUGAAAGCCAAUGAUGCUCUGUUGAGUUUCUCACUGCUCUUCUCGCUGGUGGUGACCUUCCUCUGCUCCAUCGUUUUCCUCGGAGAGCCGCAGCACUGGAGCUGCAUGACCAGCCAAGUAGCCUUAGCUCUCGGCUUCGCUCUCUGCCUUUCCUCCAUCAUGGGUAAGACAGCAGUGUUGAUGCUGAGAGCCCAGGCCCUGAAAGCAGCCCGAGCUCGCGCCAAAGCAGCUGCCAAAGCUGCAAAGGCUGCAGCUGAAGAAGCAGCAAACAGUGGCAGUCCUGAUGUCAUUGUAACCAACACAAAUAACAACAAUGAUGUCAAUGCCUGUGCUAACCCUGAAGUUGACAUUGUCACCUGUGCCCACCAGAGGGCGAUAGCUGCUGUGGCAACAUUAAUCCAGGCUAUAGCGUGCACCGUGUGGCUCAUCAUCCUACCUCCACAUCCAAUCAAAAACACCUCUGCCCAGAAUAUAAAGAUCAUUCUCGAGUGUGACGAAGGCUCAGUGGUCUUCAUCUGCUGCAUCUUUGCUUAUGACAUCCUGCUGGCUCUGCUGGCCUUCAUCUUUGCCUUCAUAGCUCGCAAACUGGAGGACCACUUCAGUGAGGCAAAGUGCAUGACAUUUGGCAUGCUGGUCUUCUUCAUCGUCUGGAUCUCUUUCGUCCCUGCUUACCUUAGCACGCGUGGCAAGUUCAUGGUUGCUGUCCAGAUUUUUGCCAUCCUGGCCUCCAGCUUUGGCCUGCUGACCUGCAUCUUCCUGCCCAAGUGCUAUGUUCUCUUGAUAAAACCUGAACGCAACACAGAGGAGAUGAUGAGGCCUCGGGCCAAACCCCGUGACGGGACCUCGACCGGGACCUCAGCCUCUCUCGCUACAGCUGGUACUGAGGUCAAUGCUACAAUUGCAUCCACUGCUAUUGAUGAUUAGGCAAGAAAUUCUAAUAACUAAACUGAGCCACAAAGUUAAAAGAACUGUAAUGUUAAACCAACCAGCUGAUUAGGAUUCCUCGUCUUGCAAGUCAAAUAAUCAUCAUGUUCGGUCUCUGACUAGUAGACAAAAUAUAUCACCCAGAAAAUAUUUACAUGUAUAUUGACUGAAUGUCUGCACCUUUAUACAUGACAG